GUUCCUGUGAGGUUUUUUCUCGUCCUUCUCGUCACUGUAAAUCUGCGACCCCAAUCCUGCGGGGCUGACAGAGCAGGAGAGCAUGGAUGAGGAGGAGGACACCCAUCCUGAGAUGAAGCACUUUUCUCUGCCCUGGCCUCUCCCCAGGUUCCGCUCACACAGUGACACCUCAGGAUUUCGCUCCAGAGUGCUGUUCAGGCUUCGGGGAGCUCGCUCAGUUGAUGGGUUGGAGAAAUCAUCAUCACUGGCCAGCUGCGACGUGGUGGUGGACAGCGCCACCAAUACCCAGAAUGCCCAUGCGUCACGGCAGCAGCGAGGCAAGCUGUCGUCAUUAGGGAAACUGUUCAAACCCUGGAAGUGGAGGAAGAAGAAGACCAGUGACAAGUUUCAGGAUCUUUCCAAAGUUCUGGAGAGAAAAAUCUCCACCAGACAAACGAGGGAGGAGCUCAUCAAGAAAGGAGUUCUCAUUCCUGACCAAGAUGAAACAAUAAGCAGUGAGAAUCUGAACGGCCACGCCACCUCUAGUGUGACAUCAGAGGAGGUCAAAGUGGACAUCGAGUCUCCAGAAACAGUCAAGGAGGAGCAGGCCACAGGGCCCGUCAGCACUGGGGAGAAAACAGCCAAAUCCUCCCAUCCAAAGAAGACAGGACUCACAUCAAAAACAUCCCCCGCCUCCGCCUCCACCUCCACCUCCACCACCCCUCGCUCUCGUGCGUCUAAGGACUCUACAGCAGAGACCGACGGGACCGAUGCAAGGACCAACCGGAAAUCAAACCCUCCCACAUCCUCCUCCGUAUCUCAAAAGGCCCCCGCAGAGACUCCUAGCCAGCCCGGGGAGUUAAAAUCCUCGCCCCUUUCCUCAGACGCCAAGUCUGCCUCAUCGAAAGCCUCAGGCGGUGAGACAGAGGGAGCUCAGGCUGCUUCUCCACCUGCUCCGGAGCCUAAAUCUGCUCUCAAAGCCUCUGCUGCAGGUGAGGAAACCCACAAGGCUUCUGAGUCCGCUGUCCAGUCUCCCCAUGUCAACACUGCGACGGAGGACACUUCCUUCACAGAGAGGGAGAAGGGGAGGAUGGGAGGGGAGGGAGGAGAAGAGGAAAAGAAGAGAGGAGAAGGAGAGUCUGCUGGGGAGAACAGCCCGAGGUCAGCAGAGGGUCAUGCUGAAAGGCCGCAGGGUCUCAGUGUGAACAUGGAGCAGGCCGAGGUGACGGUGAUCCCCGAUAGGCCGAGAGACAGCCAAACUAGCGACUCUGACUCUGACGGACCAAUCCUGUACCGCGAUGAGGAGGAGGAAGAGGAGGAGGACGAGUACACAACUAGUUCUCUGGCCAUGAAGAUCCGCCGACGAGACACCCUGAACAUCAAGCUGGGGAACCGACCCAGCAAGAGAGAGCUGGAGGAGAAAAACAUUCUGCCGCGGAGCUCGGAGACGGAGAGACACGAGCUCCGCCAGCAGAUAGGCAGCAAACUAGUCAGGCGCCUGAGCCAAAGACCCACCACAGAGGAGCUGGAGCAGAGAAACAUCCUCAAGCAGAAGAAUGAGGCAGAGGAGCAAGAAGCCAAGCAAGAGAUUAAAAGGAGACUCUCCAGAAAGCUGAGUGUGAGGCCUACGGUGGCAGAGCUUGUCGCCCGCAGGAUCCUGCGUUUUAACGAGUAUGUGGAGGUAACGGACGCCAAGGAUUAUGACCGGCGGGCAGACAAACCCUGGACACGGCUUACUCCUGCUGACAAGGCUGCUAUCCGUAAGGAGCUGAAUGAGUUUAAGAGCCGAGAGAUGGAGGUUCAUGAAGACAGCAAACAGUUCACCAGAUUCCAUCGGCCCUAAGCGCCAGCUCUCACUGCCAGCUGGACGUCAGCACCACAAGCUCUCCGGUCCGCAGCUCCCAGCAGUCUCCCACAGCCCUCCCCGACCCUCAGUACACAGCUCAGUCCACUUUGCUUUGGGAUCCUCCCGCUCCUGACGAUGUAUGACGUAUGUCUGUCUAUAGUGACAGCUACAGGUGUGCCUUAAGGCCUUUUGGCCAUCCAUGGACACCAGUGAAGCAUUUGCACAUAUCUAUAGUCAGAACAGUGGUGUGUCUAGCGCUCUGAUUAGAUUAUUUAUUAUGUAUAUGACCAGAACCUGCGGGUAUAUGAUGUUGUGUCUUUGUUGUGGUUCACUUCAGGCCAUGUCACGAGAUGUUCCAGGGAGGAAACAUUGGCAGAGUUACCCUCUUAGUAUUGAAUGUGGCUCAGUUGUACUACAGAGUUUGUAUACUUGCCAAGGUAUGUCUGGUCAUACAGCCAAAUGGUCAUAUAUGGGCAUCCUCCCAGAACAGGAAGUGGGAGUGAUUGGAUGGUUGAGUGCUGUUGUCAGUGCCUAUGUCAUAGAUCAGAGGGGAGGAGAGGCAGUUUGUUCUGCUCCGAUGUGCCUCUCGGAGCUGAAUCUGAAAUACUGCGGUUCAUUUUUAGACAUAUUAAAAGUAUAUUGCCACUAGAGGGCAUUAUAUCAUAAGAGUUAUCGACUGUGAGGAUGAAGAUGUGUAUGUAGAUGAAGAGCAAUCUGCGAGUGUUAUAUUUAUAACUACUGAAGCUGAGGGAUCGGUGGGCACCUGAGGCUCUGAUAGUGAAGUGCAGUGGAAAUCACUCCCAAUUCCAGCCAGUUCUAAUCUCUCAGCACUCAUCCUGAUGAUACACGGUGAUCAUGCACCGUCAUAUAUCUUGUGCUGAGUUAUUUAGUGCAAACCUCUGAUCACAAAGUGCUGGACUUGCUGUUUAGAGGAUCUGACUUCAGUUUUUCAUGUUAGGCUUUUGGCUGAAGCGCUCACUCGGAGUGACUUGUUGCCAAAGAAAACGCAGGUAUUUGAUUGUAUGCUGGUUUUCUUAUUUGAAAGUUUUGAUAUUGUCUGGUGGACUCCUGAUGGUGGUUUUAUAAAUAGAGAACAGGCAGUGAGAGUUCCAGCACUAAAGCAAUCAACAGGCCUCUUGAAGAAGUGGAGAAGUACUUUAUUUUUCCAUUUCCGUGAACGUGCUUUUGCAAUUUCAUCCGUCUGCAGCCUGUGAUAGAUAUGCUGACAAGUGGUCCUUUCACACCUUGCCCUAACAUGCACCUUGAAUCCAGUGGUUAUGAUCUGGUUUUAUCAACAUACGGUUUUAUACAGUUUUCUCUUUGAUCCUGAAAGUUUAAAGGAACUGCUCAACUUUUUGGGGAAAGCACUGGGGCUAAAACAAUUAGUUGAUGAACAAAAACUUAAUCAGCCACUGUUUUCAUAAUCAGUUUAUCAUUUCAUUCUUUUUUUUAAAAACAAAAGGCCAAAAAUGUGACAAACAGGCAGCAAUUGAUUGUCGUUUUUAUCAUAUAUGAAGCUGAAUUUAAAUCUUUCAAGAUUUUGAGUGGUCAAAUAAAACAAGCAAUAUGAAUCAUAUUUGAAUAUGUCAGCUAUGGGAAGUGAUAACAGACAUUUUUCAUUAUUUUCUGACUUUUAAUAGAUGAAUCAAUUAUUCAGGUAUAAAGAAAAUAAUUAACAGUCAACAUAAUCAUUAGCUGCAGUGCUGAAAUGCAUUUAUUCACAUUCUGGCUGAGUGUUAGCCAGCAGGUGAUUAGCUUAGCUUAGCAUAAACACUGGGAGCAGGGGGAAACAGGUCGCCUGGCUCUUCACAUUUGUUUUUUUGUUUGUUUGUUUGUUUUUUGGGUUUUUUAACCCUAGCUGUUUCCUUUGUAUCCAGUCUUUAUGCUAAGCUAAGCUAAUCACCUGCUGGUUGUAGCUUCAUAAGUAGGGCACAGAGAUCAGAGCGGUGUCGAUCCUCUCACCUUAGUCCAGGCAAAAAUGUGAAUAAGAGCUUUUCCCAAAAUGUCGAACUAUUUCUUUUACAUCACAUAGAAGGCAAAACUAAAAUAUGAGUAUGUGUUAUAGUAAUCUAAUAAGGGCUCGUACACAUGCUGCAUGUUUUGCACCCUUAAAUCCACUGUUUUCAAUGUAGAUUUGCAGAAGGCGCGCUCAAAAGUAAGAGCGACACCCUGUGAUAAAUUAAGUCCAACUUUGGGAAUGCAGCAAUGUGCACAGCAUGUCAUGUGAUGGGGAACAACCAAUCACAGCUGGUAGAUAUCUGCCCUUCCUCCUUUAAUGAUAGAUAUGGAGUAGAAGUUGAUUAUUUUAGUGCAGGUCUACCCAGAGCUUUACAUCUGUCCCAUGGAUGACAUGUAAUGCUUCAUACAUACUUGAAAAACAAAAUGUCUGGAAGAAGAUCAGCUCUGAACUCAGGAUGUCUAGUAGGCUAUGAUGCGGUGCUGGUUAUGGUCGCUUAGCAACAUCAGGCACAACCUGCCACAGUGCCUUGAAAGUUGGCACAGAGUAGGCACAAGAGUAACACCCAGCACCCAACCUCACAUUUUCCAGAAAGCAAAAGAUGCAGCAUGUGUCCCAGCCCUGAGCAGGAACACAGGAGGUUAUACAUUUUUUAUAUUCCAGUACUCUUUGAGAUUAAAUUUGGAUUUUGUGCACUCUUGGCAAGAUGUUUAGACUUUCAUAAGUCUGAAUUAAAUUUCAUUGUAAGGAGAUUAAAUACAAAUGGAGAACAGUCGGCUGCACAACAACUUAAUUACACUCAAAGGGAUUUCCCUUUGUUUAAAUGCGCAGAUACACAGAUGCUCAGUGUGUGUCGAUUUAUAGUUUGUUGGCGACAUGGCUGAGGUGAUUUGGAUUCACCUUGGUGCAUCUAUAGAUUUUCUGCCUCAACAUGCUCCAGAUACUCAAGAUGUAUGUCAAUGCAAGAUGUAAAGGGGAUCAUUCAGUAAUGAUAAGAAAGCUCAGAUAAGUCAAAGGUGAAAUGUGAAAGGACAUGAAAGCAGACAGAGAACCUGAAACUAUAACUCGCCACCAGAAAUAUUUUAGAAGCUGGGAGAGAAUAAAACACCAUGAUGGCUCAGUCAUUGCCGCGGAUGUUCAUAGAAAUACCAAACAAAAAUGUUUUUUCCCUCCCAGCACUACGAAGGAAAUUCGGGCUGAAAAGUUACUGACAGAUUGAGCUUGCUGACGUCCAAAGGCUUGUGUGCUCACAAUAGACCUCCACAACAGUCGUCACUCGUACAAAAUAGUAUCCGAAAAAGGACUGAUUUCUUCUCUCUGCUUCUGAAUGUGCGGAGGUUGAAAUGGUGUACAGCGAUGGAAAAGAACCAACAGUAUUCAUUCAUGUCAAUGUCUAUGUUGUUAUAUAUAAUGAUUAUUUUGUACAUAAUGUAUAUCGAGCAUGUGCAUACAUUGAAAUCAAUUUUACUACAAGUAUGAUACAGUAGAACUUUGAUGUGAAUGUUUUAAGCUCUGAUUUUAGUCGUCUUAUUUUUUUUUUAUCAUCCCCAGAAAAUAAUAAUGAAAUGAGGAGUUCAGUGCUGUUUAUCAUACCAAGCACAGUUUGUUAAAUAACUGUCACGUCUUUACCAAACCUACCUGUUUCCUAAACAGACCAUUACAUUACACACACUGCUUAUUUCAUAUUCGCUUCCACCUUCACUCUAACUGAAGUCAGCAGGUGCGACGCAGCAGGUAUUUCAUGGAUGGAGACUAAGUUUAAAAGCAGUUUAUAAUCCUUUCUGGACGUCGCUUUUGAUUUAUAUCUUCAGAUGGCCGUUGGUCAGCUUGCACAAAGUAGAAAAAAACAAACAGGAUGUGACCUGAAAUUUAAACUACAUGAGUUUAGGCACAGUAUAAAGUCUAGCUGCAUUUUAAUAGUAAGUAAAUAUGAGUCCAUGUAAUGGAAAAUGUGCUUCUAUAAAAGAGAACAUAAUGCAGCAAAUACUGUAAUAAAAAUUUUAGAUGCACAAAUUAAAAGUCUCACCAGGUGGAACAGAUUUGAUCCCAUCAUGGCUGAGUACUUAAUAUGCUGCUUUCAUCUCUGUAAAAAAGACAAGUUAAUCUCUACAGCAUAAAAUGGAAAAAUGUCCUUUUUGCAUUUUAUAAGCAGUAUAUAGUCAGUGAAGAUGGUAAAUGGCUAUGCAGGUGUAAGCAGAUGACAUUUAAAGACAUUUAAAGCAGCUAUAACCUGUAUUUUUGUUCUAAUUUAUUAAGAAACAAUAUGUGAAAACAGUGUGGCAAUGUGACAGGAGUUGCUCAUAGUGAUCCUACAGAGAAUCAUCACCUGAUUCUGCAGCUCCCCUCGGCUUUACAGAGCUUAAUAGUGAGUUUUACCUCAUGGUUUCGCUGCUAAGUGUGCAACUUUACUGUUUCCAUUUAGUUUCACUGCUCUCGUAGAGUUGUUUUCAGCUGCAGGAGGCAGGUGUUUUCAGUCAAAACACUCUAAAAACCCACUGUUUCACUACGUUCUCAGCACAAAACACCAGACAGACACAAGGUAUGUUUCCAUCCUUCUGUCUUUUUGUGCAGUUACAAUAUGUGCAUAAAGAAACCUGAGUGGAAACACCAAAACUUUAAAAAAAAAAUUAAAUAUCCUAAAAUAAUUUUGUGUUGGGGGGAGGUGGAAAACUUGUUGCAUUGAUAAAAGUUAAAUGGAAACAGUGCAGUGGCAUUUAAAGACCUUUAAAGUGGCUGUAGUACAAUGGAAGUUAAUGAUGAUGUAGAUUCAUGAUGUUGUGUCAUUGCGUAGGCCACUGCAGGCUCUAUUUGUCAUCUCUGGACGGCUUUUAACAUGCUUACGUAUGCACACAGGGCUUCCAAGAGCACAUAGCUGUAAUAUUAGUUGUUAAAAUCCCUCUAUUUCCUCAGCCCAGUGUGUUCUUCAUAUUAUACAUCCAUUGUUUCCCAUUGUUUGAGUUGUGACUGUCUCUAUUUUAAAUGAUACCGUCUUGUUGCACCCUCUUUUCCUGCAGUGACACCUGACUUGCUCAUCUCCAUGAACAAACUUCCAAUAUACACAUUACAAAAAUGGAUGGAAAAGCGCAUAUAUUCAUUUUUGUUGUUGCAAAUUUUCUGAAAUUUGGUUAAACUUUCUGCUACAUUUUGAAGAGAGGGGAGCAUUUGGCAGCCAAAGAGCCAAAAACAUUGUUCAGGAAGUGAUGGAAACUAAAAGCAGAGUUAAUAAGUUAUAAUCAAUGACAAAAUACAUUAAUACACACUUCAAAAAUGUCUUUACAUUUGCUUACAGCUACAUUAUAGUGUGGUACAAACCAUUAAUAAAGUGUUUGUAUACUGCUUAUAAAUAAAUGACUAGAAAGGUUGAAAUUAAGAAGCUUUAGAAAUCUUACUUUUAAAGCACAGGUGAUUUUAUAAUGAAACUACUAGCUUAAUUCUGGUCUAGACUGUCACCACUUAAUAUUUCUUUUCUGCAACACUGAUGCAUAAACACAUCUUUACAUAUUUUAAUCCAGAAACUGAUGAAACAUCUGGACAAAGCAGUUGAGAGUUUGGUAGAGCCUUGACAGUUUGUGUUGCCAGUCAGUAUUAAUCACAAGGAGCGUGUCCUGUAAAAACUUUAAUGGCUGCAGUCUGUUUCAUCUCAUCUUGUGUGGAACUGUAACAUCAACACGAUAAACCUCCUGAGACCCAAAGAAAAGUUGUAACACACCCCACGUUUCUUUACAUCACCUAUAACAUGGAAUACGUGAAAUUAAAGAUACAUAUAUUUCUUUAAACAUUAAAAAUGGACACUUUGACACUUAACUAUUCGCAGCUGCUGCUGUUAAAUUUGUAGUACUGGAGGCUUCCACCAGUUCAUGAAAAUGUUUACAUUUGAGGAAGUCUGCAGUUGCAAUGGUGCUUCCUUUAUCACACACAAACCAAAUCCCCCCAAAUCAGAAAGCCACAGUCAGACUGCUGCUGCUGUUGUUGACCAAGAGCUUACAUCUCCAUUAUUUUGCCUUUUCUUGAUCAUGUUAAAUUCACAGUAAGAUACUGGGAUUUACUGGGGAUUCACAAGUGUCAGUCACACUAUAAACCCUCCAACUUUGCAUUUACAGUCACUGAAAUGCAUUGAUUUUUUUUUUUUAAUUGAUCUCUGAAGUCAUAGGAUGAUGUCAUAUAUCAGCUACUGUUAUGUCCAAACUGUGUAUAUUGUUUUUGUAUAUAAAGAAUGAUGGGAAAACAUCA
Molecule: messenger RNA, 8012 nt
Organism: Epinephelus moara (kelp grouper)
Lineage: Eukaryota; Metazoa; Chordata; Actinopteri; Perciformes; Serranidae
Gene: phactr2
Product: phosphatase and actin regulator 2
Exons: 12
Coding region: 83-1822 (579 amino acids)
Biological process (GO): actin cytoskeleton organization
Molecular function (GO): actin binding
Source: RefSeq, a predicted model, not a curated record